Rhinolophus ferrumequinum (greater horseshoe bat) is the source of this 1079-nucleotide messenger RNA. Its product is annotated as carbonyl reductase [NADPH] 3. NCBI's taxonomy places the organism in Eukaryota, Metazoa, Chordata, Mammalia, Chiroptera, Rhinolophidae. The record is from RefSeq and is a predicted model, not a curated record. Gene Ontology annotation, molecular function: carbonyl reductase (NADPH) activity. The transcript has 3 exons. The coding region runs from base 69 to 1034 and encodes 321 amino acids.
AGAAGGCCCCUCCUCGGAGGGAGGGGCUGAGGCUCGGGGACCUCGUUCUCUAGAAGUCGCAGCACUGGAUGCCAGAACUCAGUUCUGUGCGGCUUCUUUGGCCGUGGCCAGGUAUCCAAAGCAGGUGCCACUCCCCCCGUGGUCCCCAGCCCCGUCUGCUGUCCUCGCGAGUGCCCCGCGCGCCACCCACCCACCCAGCCAUGUCGUCCUGCAGCCGCGUGGCGCUGGUGACCGGAGCCAACAAGGGCAUCGGCUUCGCCAUCGCACGGGAACUGUGCCGGCAGUUCUCCGGGGACGUGGUGCUCACGGCGCGGGACGCGGCGCGGGGCCGGGCGGCCGUGCAGCAGCUGCAGGCCGAGGGCCUGAGCCCGCGCUUCCACCAGCUGGACAUCGACGACCUGCAGAGCAUCCGCGCCCUGCGCGACUUCCUGCUCAAGGAGUACGGGGGCCUCAACGUGCUGGUCAACAACGCGGGCAUCGCCUUCAAGACUGACGAUCCCACGCCCUUUGACAUUCAAGCUGAGGUGACACUGAAGACAAACUUUUUUGCCACAAGAAAUGUCUGCACCGAAUUACUGCCAAUAAUAAAGCCUCACGGCAGAGUGGUGAAUAUCAGUAGUCGCGUGGGUACAAAUGCUCUUGAAAACUGCAGCGAAAAUCUGCAGGAGAAAUUUCGAUGUGAGACACUUACAGAGGAGGACCUGGUGGACCUCAUGAAAAAGUUUGUGGAGGAUACAAAAAAUGAAGUGCAUGAGAGGGAAGGCUGGCCUAACUCGGCGUACGGGGUGUCCAAGUUGGGGGUCACAGUUUUAUCGAGAAUCCUGGCCCGACGUCUGGAUGAGAAGAGAAAAGCGGACAGGAUUCUGCUCAAUGCAUGCUGCCCUGGCUGGGUGAAGACAGACAUGGCUGGGGCUUCCGGCUGCAGGACUCUAGAGGAGGGGGCUGACACCCCUGUGUACUUGGCCCUCCUGCCUCCCGAUGCCACCGAACCUCACGGCCAGCUAGUCCAUGACAAAGUGGUCACACAUUGGUGAAUGUCUUUUUUGGGCCUACUGAUUAAUAAACAUUUGUGGAAUGAA